Phasianus colchicus (ring-necked pheasant) is the source of this 3161-nucleotide messenger RNA. The record is from RefSeq and is a predicted model, not a curated record. NCBI's taxonomy places the organism in Eukaryota, Metazoa, Chordata, Aves, Galliformes, Phasianidae.
CGCGCUGGAUUGGCCGCCGGGGGGACGGUGCGCGCGUCACUGCCGCUCGCCGCGCUCACUGGUUCGGCGGGGCGCUGGGAUGCCGGGGCGAGAGGACGAGAUGCACCCCGUGCUGAAGGCCUUCGUCUGCGGCUCCAUCAGCGGCACCUGCUCCACGCUGCUCUUCCAGCCCCUCGACCUGCUGAAGACCCGCCUGCAGACCCUGCAGCCGGCCGUGGGAGGGUCCGGUCGUGCUGGGAUGGUGGCGGUGCUCUUCAGGGUGGUUCGUACUGAAAGUCUCCUGGGGCUGUGGAAAGGUGUCUCUCCUGUAAGUGGCUCUUCCAACCCUGACUUUAAAAUGACACACACGAGCAAACCUGCUGUUUAUACACGGUAUGAGAGUGGAAGAUUUGGCUAUGGGAGCGUAUACGGAGCUCUGAAGAGUAUCUAUCAGACGGAAGGAGCUCGUGGCAUGUUUAGUGGGCUCACUGCCACUCUGCUACGGGAUGCACCUUUCUCUGGGAUCUACCUGAUGUUCUACACACAGACCAAAAAACUCACACCUCAGGUCCAGCUGGAUCCAGUGCUCAUGCCUGUGGUGAAUUUUGGCUGUGGGAUCUUUGCGGGAGUCUUGGCUUCACUGGCAACACAGCCUGCUGAUGUCAUCAAAACACACAUGCAGCUGUCCCCUGAAAAGUACCGUAGGACAAGCCAGGCCAUUGCCUUCAUCUACAAGGACUUCGGGUUGGUCGGCUUUUUCCGAGGCGGUGUGCCUCGUGCCCUCAGGCGUACUCUGAUGGCAGCAAUGGCGUGGACUGUAUAUGAACAGAUGAUGGAAAAAAUGGGCUUGAAAUCCUGACUGACUUGCACUAGAACUGACCAGCCUCACUCCUUCUGCUUGCUGUGACCAGCUGGCACUGGGAAGCUCCCAGUUCCAAGGAGGAAUAAGCCUUGCUCAGCUGGGAGGAAGAAAGCCCUUCUGAGACAGAGGAUUAGGCCUUUAGGGAAGUAGAAGAAAGAAAGAUCAAAUCUUUGCAUCUUUUGAUCAUUGCAUUCCAGAAGGACUGUACUUGGGACUGCCUUGGGCAGGGUUUCCACAGCAUGGUAUCUAUGCUGAGAGAAGCCCAUUUUAAAAAUAGCUCUGUGCUUGCCACCUUUAUGCAGUGAUACAUUGCCAAACAAAAGUGUUUGAGGAGAAAACAGUGAGGGCAGUGUUGGCUGCAGAACCUUGCUUGUAUGUUCCUUGCUGUCUGGCCAGUAAGGCCACCAUGAUACAUCAUCUGAUGCAGAUCCUUCUUCCUCAUAUGCUUUGUUCUCCUCGGGAGCACUGCAGACUGUAGGAGACUCGAUAUGUCUCUUGAUGUUUAUAAUGCAAGAGUGGAUGGAAGAGAAAAGAAGCACUGAGGGAAAACUAGGAGUACAUUUUCUGUCGUCAUUAUUGUACUGUGCUCGAUAGCAGAGAAGGUAACGUGCACCUCCCUGCUGUGUUGUGUCAUCAGGUAACUGAGCAUCUUAACACUUCAAAUACAUUUCUGUAGCUACAACAGUGUUUGCAGUGGAAUUAGAAAGAGUAAGGCACUUUAAACCAGAAGUAAAGAGCGCAUUAGUUGCUACCAAAAUUCUGCUGGUUCCCUGAAAAACAUUUUUCCUGCUGGUCAGACCAUAUCAGGAAAACUUAAAUGUUUUUUAUCCAGUUGUACUAGAGACUUACUUGCUUCCUGUUGCUCAUUUGCUGAUCCCUCUGCUCCUUAGAUGUAGCUUUUAAGAUUGUAGCUUCCAGAGCAUAAAUGUAUAAUGGAAGCAGAUACAGAUACUGACACUUUAAAUUUCCCCGAGAAGCUGCUACUGACUGCAUGUGGAAUAUCUUUGGUUUGGGAAAGAAAAAGCUGUUCUUUUCUCUAAGCUUUCUCCAAAGUUUGAGGUGUUUGAGUGUUUGGUAGGGACAAAGAAACCCUGGACAGAUUGUCAGACGUUCAUUUUCUCUUAGCAGGUAGCGUGUUCUUGUUUCAGUAUUCCUGAGUUUAAACUUGGAGAUGAAAUUUUUUUUUUUUUUAGUCUUUUUUUUCUCAUUCCUACUUCAGACCCCAAAGCACCUGUCACCAGAUGCGUGGAUAUUUUUUGGGACUUUCUUAUUCUGGAGUGUGUGGUGGAUAUGUUAUACAUCUUGCAUUGUGGCAGUCAAGGACUAUGCAGGGUUACCUGCGAGGUGAUUCCCUAAAUAUUUCAGUUGCUGAUGUAGCAAUGGGAAAGCACUGUACAACUUGUGCAGAUAGAGGCAUAAUGAGGCAUGUGAGCAAGGAAAGUUAGGUGACAAAUCUUGUUCAAGUUAUGUCCUCAUCAGAAAUCUGAAAUGCAGGAACGCUUCAGUGACUUUUAGGCCCUCUCUUUCUGCCUGGUCAAGUAACAAAGAAAGAUGUAAAGAAUCUAGUCUGACCUGCUGGUGUCUUCAAAGUCAGCUGAUUUUUAUCUGGAUUCUAGCCUAAUGCUGUGUUAGAUUUUUCUUCUUGAAAGCCCUUCCAUUGUCCACACUUUUUGGAGAAUGAGGAGGCUCUUCACUGUUGCAGCAGUGUGAAAAAGUAUGUGCUUUUGACAUGUGAACUAGCCUGGGCUCUUGGAGUUUAACAAAGCUAAGUUUCACCACCUGUUUCAUCAACCCUUACUCUCUUCAAAAACAUUCUGUUUCUAGAGUGAUUAGUUGAAGUUACUUUUUGAUAGUUAGGCCAAGUCAAAAACAAGUGUUUGGGUAUAUUGCUUGUGAUGUUUGAUGCUUCUAAUGAAGAACAAAUUGUUGUACAACUUAAAUGCAAAUAAAAACCAAAGAAAAUUCCAGAGGCAGGUACUAAGUCUCCUGUCUGCAUAACCCCUGCAAUUCAGUGCUAACAAUCCCAGCAGAUAAUCAUUGACAAAGUCAUUUUAGCCUGGAUUUUGGAGAAGCUGGGGUGAUAGUGUGAGCUUUCUUAGACUGCCAGAUCACCAUCAGACCCCUCUCCCAAUGACUUCAGUUGUUGGCAAUUUAAUCUUAGUGAACGUGCAUUGAUUCUGUUAUUCCUGCAGCUGUGCUCUAAGAACACAGCUGGUUAACAGAUGGUGGCAGUCAGUGUUUACCUGAAAAUUAUAAAGGUACAGGAGAUAUAGUCUGAUUGUCUAUUGGUUUUGUGUUAUUUCCACGCUGCCUGUAGUGG